AUGUCUUCUUCCCACGACCAUCUUGGACUGGUUGAGCUGUCAGACCCCACGAAAAUGUCACGAAGUCUUGGUGAUUAUCACAAAACAUCGAAGGAUGGAAGCGAUGAAUUGGAAUUGGAAUCGGAAAGUAUUCGAGGAAAGGAAUUGGAGAAUCGUCUCCGACAACUCGUCGAUUCUGGAGACACCGACGGCGCCUACGGACCCGAAUUCAUGAUGACAACUCGAGAGAUACAGAAGAUUUCCCGACAAUCUCCGAUUACAUUAACUUCCGAUGAAAUCAUUGAGUUGGGAUUAGGUCCAUUAACUCCACUAGAACUGAGGAAUCAUGAGUUGAGAAGAACACGUAAAGUAUACGUCAUGUUGAGUGUCCAGACAAAAGAAGGAUUCAUUGUGACGAGAAAAGAGAAACGGCGGAUUAUCGAAGAGGCGAAACUUCUGAAAGCGCAAGCUCGUGCGAAAGCUGAAGGCUCAAAACAAGUGAUUUGCCUUCCACCUUCUUCUCCAAAUGCAUGGAAACCACUACGGCAGAGAGCUGUUCAGAAUGUUCCCGAUGAGGAGGCAGCAAUAAGAAAUAUCUGUGGGAAUGUUCGAGCUCUUCUGAACAAAGUGACACCCACUACAAAACGAUAUUUCAUUGAUGAAUUCCUUUCCUACGAGAUAUCAUCUACUCCUAAAUUGCUCACUGCUGUUGUUGGAGUUGUGCUGGAGAAAGCGGUUUCUGAUCCGAUGUAUUGUAAUCUCUACGUUCAAGUUUGUCAAGCGAAAGUAGCACAAGAUAUGAGAUUGUCCAAAAAAUCACUUCUUGAAGAUGCAAUUUCGGCUACAGUGACUCAGGUCUUUCGGAAUUCUAGAAGUAGAAAGUCGAAAAAACAAGCAGAAAUUAGAGAAGAAAACGAUUUGACAAAACAAAAAGUAAAUGGUUCGAUGGAUACUCAAAAGUUACAAGAGACAAGGUUAGGAUUGGUGACAUUCAUCGGUGAGCUCUACUUGAACCAUUCUAUGGAGAAAGAACAAAUAACUGGAUAUCUCUGGGAACUUCUGAAGUCAGUGAGAAGUCGUGAGAACCAGAAACGACCGAUAAAGAAGGACAAUGUGAGUCAGACUGAAGUUUUCUAUGGGCUACAUCUUCUGGAAUUGGUUGGAAAAUUGAUGGAUAGAGAAUAUAAAUAUCCGUUUUCGAAUCGUUUUAUAAAGUUAUUGAAAGCUUCGGAGAACGCUCUAUCGAAUAAGAAUCGAUUCAAACUUAUGGAGUUAGUGGAUUUGAAAGAAAGAAGAUGGAGACCACGAGUAUCGAAUCAUCUGAAACCCAAAACUAUUGGAGAGAUUCGUAAGGAUAUGGAGAAGAAAAUGAAAUACAUUGCACAGAAACAAGAAAAAAAGAGCGUUAAAAGUGUUUGGAUGACAAUCCUCCAUUUGCCGGACGUCUCCAGCUCUACAUCUUCAUGA
Messenger RNA from Caenorhabditis remanei, 1446 nucleotides. RefSeq lists its product as uncharacterized. Gene Ontology annotation, cellular component: eukaryotic translation initiation factor 4F complex. The coding region runs from base 1 to 1446 and encodes 481 amino acids. The transcript has 4 exons. Gene Ontology annotation, molecular function: protein binding; translation initiation factor activity; mRNA binding. Lineage: Eukaryota; Metazoa; Nematoda; Chromadorea; Rhabditida; Rhabditidae. The record is from RefSeq and is a predicted model, not a curated record.